AUGCAUUUCUCCCGUCACUUCUGCCUCAUCCUUCUCACGCCUCUCCUGGCUUCAGCUCUGCCGGCAACGGAUGGAGUUACUGAUGCGGAAAUUGGAAAUUCCGUCCUCCAGGUCGCACCUCUCGUUGUGCCAGGCAAAGAUGUGGCGGCCCAUACGCCUAUCGCCAGGCGUCAGUCAAAUGAUCCUCCUGCAGUUCAAUUCAGCGACUUUGCAGACGAUACGCCAGGCAAGGACAAGAUCCCAUCGAACUUCGUAGAGACGGCGACCCUUGAUGAUAAGUGGAGCACACCAGUUUGCAAGAUUCUCACUGCUUUCAAGCCAGAGGCGAACGGCGACGCAAGAAACUUCAAUUACAACGUUCAAGGCACGCAUAAGAAGGGGAUGUACUAUAAAGGCUACACAAAAGAAGGAAGCCUAAGAGAGUAG
Cadophora gregata is the source of this 426-nucleotide messenger RNA. RefSeq lists its product as uncharacterized. The transcript has a single exon. The coding region runs from base 1 to 426 and encodes 141 amino acids. NCBI's taxonomy places the organism in Eukaryota, Fungi, Ascomycota, Leotiomycetes, Helotiales, Ploettnerulaceae. The record is from RefSeq and is a predicted model, not a curated record.